Messenger RNA from Sugiyamaella lignohabitans, 3027 nucleotides. It is a transcript of the gene PET309, whose product is annotated as Pet309p. Gene Ontology annotation, molecular function: protein binding. The record is from RefSeq and is a predicted model, not a curated record. NCBI's taxonomy places the organism in Eukaryota, Fungi, Ascomycota, Dipodascomycetes, Dipodascales, Trichomonascaceae. The coding region runs from base 1 to 3027 and encodes 1008 amino acids. The transcript has a single exon.
AUGAGUUGGUCUGGUAUAUUGAGGUCCUCCUCCUCUAACACACUGCGGCGGUCUGAGGCACUCUAUUGGUCACUUCAAUCGUAUUCCCAGGCAUACUUUUCAGGUAGUUGGAAUAGAUAUCUACUGGCGGCCUCUAUUGUUUGGGAGAAUGGUUUAUUUGGUGCCACAACUAAAGAUACCAGGAAGCGACUAAACAAAACCAGAGUCGGGAAAACGCAUCUGGAGAAAUUCUGGCAUCAAAAGAGGAAGUUAUCAUCAUGGUCUCCAAGCUGUGCUUCGGCAGUCAAUAUAACUUCUAGUAGAUCACCUGAAUUUGCUGGCUCUGCAAGCAUCGGUCAGAUCUCUAAAGGGCCUGAAAUGGGUGCUGUGCCCAGAGACCUCAUCAAUGCUCUAAAUCCCAAGAAUCUAAGUGAUUUAGAACUGAUUGAAUCAUGGAGGAAAGAGAUCACGUCGACAGAUAGGCGACGCCAGAUGCAGGCUCUAGCAAAGAAGCAGGAGCUAUAUUCACAUUUUCUAUCAUCUCUACAGAGGACCCCAAACGAGGACCUUUUGGAGCAACUUCUUGCAUUGGUACACUGCGUGCCACACCCACACUCGUCAGUAGACUAUAAUUUUCGCAUUUACCUCCUCCGCAUUAGUGGGGAACUUGACAUGAUUUCUUGUUGUCUUGAAGAGGCUAGUAACCAAUUGUCCAAAGACGAGUUUUUGGCGGUUCUAAGAGCAGUCGUUGAUGAUUUCAUUUCGUCGCAUACUCCAAUUCCACCAUCAUUUUUAAAUAUUUUUGCAUCAACCAUUCUAAAGUAUGAUGGAACUUUGGAAUUAUUAUCACGCCGCUAUCAUGAAGAGCGAUCCAUUUUAAAAAGCAUUAUACGACACCUUUCCACUGCAUCUCCAACACUAACUAGCAUUCUCGAUGACUUUCUUCGUAACAGUCCACAUUUUGGUUCCAUGCUUGUGACAACAUGCAUAGAUAUUCUCGGGCAGCCAGAGGAUGUAAAACCGCAAUUAGUAGAACAGUUGUGGAACCGCAAGCUUGAAUUAGAUCUGGCAUCGCCAUUGGAUCUUCAUCGUGUCAUGACUGCAUUCUAUCAUAAUUGUCAAUAUGAACAAGUUCUCCACUUGUAUGAUUCCUACCCAUCUUUGCAUAUGCACUGGCAAUUUGAUAUUGUGUUGUUAACACUUGCGAAGCUUAGAAAUUGGGAUAGACUCCAAACCGUUUUCGAAUCAUUGUUUCGACAUGAUGAUCUUCCAGAUAUCAACCAUUAUGGUAUAGUUAUCCAGGCGCUGUCACAAUUAGGAAAAGUGGACAUUGUAGACACCCUUUUUUCUAGCUUGUUAGCAAAGUCGAUUAACCCUAGUAUCGAGAUAUUGCAUGGAUUAAUGUACAGUAGACUUGCUUUGGGGGAAGUUCAUGGUGUGGAAUAUUUCUUUAACCAAAUUACGAUUCUUGGCUUAAGGCCAAAUCCGAGAUCAUAUAAUAUUUUGCUGAGGAGCUAUAGAGAUUCUCAUGAGAUUCAAAAGGCUUUAAACUUGAUAGGACAAAUGGCGGAACUCAAUAUUCCUAUUACUAGAUAUGCUGUUACUACAUUGAUAUCUACAUGUACUGAGAGAAGGGAUACUGAGACUGGUGAAGCUUUGUUUGAUUGGGCUCUGUCAUACGGCAUUAAGCCCGACAUUAUCAUGUUCAAUUCGCUGAUCGCUUGUUAUAUGGAAAGUAACUGUCUUACUAAGGCCGAGAAAAUCUAUGAAAUGAUGAAGGAGGGAAGUCACUGUCGUCCUACUGUUGAUACUCUAACUAGCAUGUUAACUGGAUACAGCAGAAUGGCAACUAAAAUCCCCAAUAGCCAGCAGAAAGUCCUAAAACUGGAAGAAGAUAUGAAAAAGUAUUCGAUUUCCCCUGACGAUAGAUGGCUAUCAUCAUUAAUGCAUUACAACCUUAGCAUCAAGAACUUUAAACAAGUUGAAGCAAUAUUUGUUGAUCUCACUAAAAAAUAUAGGGUUGAUACCACCCCAUACCAUUAUUCUAUAAUGAUGGAAGCAUACAUUAUACAACGGAAAUUAAAAGAAGCUGAAGAGCUUUACAAUACCAUGAAACAGCAAAAUGUCAUCCCUACUUUCAACACCCAAGAGAAAUACUUACGACUCAAAAUAUCAGAUCCUGCAGCCAAAGUUCGCCAGGAAGCAGCUGGAUAUCUACAGGACUUUCUUCAGGCCACCGAUAUUAUUGAUUUGGAAUCCAAGCAAUUACCUAGGAAUGUCAUUCCCUUCAGCAUGGUGAAAAGAGUUUCACGAGAAUUCAUGAAGUCGGGUAACUAUGAAUCGGCUCUUGAGUUUAUGAAACCAUAUAAUGAAGAAGGCUAUGAUCCAAAAGAGCAAUUCAAAGUUUCAGCGUUCAUGCUUGAACUAUACGGUCAUGCUGGGUAUUGGUCACUCAUCGAAAAGACAUGGGAAUCGUUUUUAGAGCAAGUACGACGAGCAUAUGUCCCUGUAAAAGUUUCAGAUGGUGCGGAGCCGAGAUAUGAGAAGCGGCUGCCAACUAGGUACCGAGGGACGUUUUGGCAGGCUGUGAAUAGCAAGCUUAAUCAGCUUCAAAAUUUUGGUCAGUACUCUAAAAUGUUAGAUCUCAUUUCGUGGGCUGAAAAAGAGGGACUGGGUGUUACUAGUAAAAAUAUGAACACCCUUGUGAAGGGACUCCUGUUUGAUGAUAAGUUUUUAGUAAAGGCAUUUGAGGUGAGUGAGGAAUGUCUAGCUCCCACUACAGUUGCCAAACUUCAAGCAAAGGGCUCUGGCCACACCCAUCCCCUUUAUGGCCUCAAAUACAAGGAUUACAAUUUAUCUAUGAGUACUUUCAAGGCUUUGGUGAGGAAAUUUGAUCGACUAAUCACAAUUACCGCAUAUGAGGGUAAAUGCUCGCGGUUAAAAGCUUUCAUUCUCGUCAAUGAAAAGUAUCCAAAAUUAAUGAAAUUAUUCUCUUGGAGAGAAAAAUCCCGGACUAAACGCCGUCCAAGGUUAGCAGCCUCGACGUAA